UUAUUAAAUGUAAAGAUGUCCUAAUUAGAACAUGUGGGACGUGGGGUAAUGUUAAAGUGGUUAUGUGUGGCUUUCUCGCACGCUUUCAAAACAAAAUAAAUUAGGUGGCGCAACAGUUCGUGGAGAACUAGCGCCUAAUCACUUACAACUCUCAAUUACUACUCUGUGCUCUGCUGUCUGAAAUUGAGGGGACCUACAGUUUUCAUGCCGAAUCCGAGCGGCUCAUUUGAGACAACACUUUUCAUGACAGCAGGUUGUUUACUUUACUGAUUUCAAUAUUUUUCGUUUCUACAUAAUUUAUAUCUUUUUUGUACUGAUAUAAUAUUUGUAAAUUUACAUUUGCAUUUUAUUUUAACUGCCUCUCAAAUCACUUUUUUAUCCAUUGAAUGUUGUCAUAAAAUGAAAAACGACCGAUAUUAUCUUGUUAAAUGUUUUAAAGGUAAAUGCUUUCUUUGAAUAUAUAGACCUUUAACUUUUAUCAGUUCAUUUCAAUUUAAGUACUUGAAGAGUGAUUUUUGAAUCCUAGCUAAAAAAUGGCUUAUUCCGGCUUAAAUAAAGGUCCUGUUUUGGGGGUUCGCCAUGUCCAAGUGCUUCUUUUAUUUCUAUGCAUUGUUGUCAACUAUAUGGGUCGUCUGAACGUUUCUGUUGCGGUUGUGGCGAUGACAAACGCAAAAACUACAAAUCCAAACUAUGAUGAAUACUCUUGGAAUGAAAAACAAAAAUCCUACAUUCUCAGCAGCUUCUACUGGGGAUACAUUCUUACACAGUUCCCUGGCAGUUAUAUGUGUCGGAAAUGUGGUGCAAAAUUCACUAUGUUCAUCUCAACUCUGGGAUCGGCGUUUUUAAGUUUCAUUACUCCAAUUUGUAUGCCUUUGGGUGAUGGUGAAGGUUGGCAGGUUUAUUGUGGAAUUAGAGUGGUUCAAGGACUUUUUCAAGGAUUGUUCUAUUCCUGCAUUCACGAACACUUGGCCAAGUGGUCACCAGUUGAGGAACGAACUCGUUUAGGAGCUCUGUGUCAUACAGGCAUGGAAAUUGGUACAAUUUUGGCAAUGGGAGUAACUGGGCUCAUAGCCCAAUCAAGUUUGGGAUGGCCUGGAAUUUCGUACAUAUCAGGUGGCCUGGGCCUAGUUUGGUGCGCUGUGUGGCUCUUAUUUGCCGAUAAUACACCGACUACUUCCAAAUUCAUAAGCUCCGAGGAACUGAGAUAUAUUUUAGACUCACAACUAAGAGAUGACAGUGUACACAAGAAGAUCACAAUUCCAUGGAAGGCCAUUUUCACUUCAGUUCCAUUCUUUUCUCUCAUGGUUGUUCGGUCAGCUGAGGCUUGGGGCUAUUCGACUAUUCAAGCCGAAAUUCCAUCUUACUUGCGUGGCGUUCUUGACAUGGACAUUAAAAUCAAUGCCUUUUUCUCAGCACUUCCAUUUCUAGCCAUGUUCAUAAUAUCGUAUAUCUACCUCAUUGCAACGGAUAUCCUAUUGAAAAAGGAUAUUUUCACUCUGGCAACCCUGAGAAAAACCAUUAACUCAAUUGCGAUGUGGAUUCCAUCAGCAACACUUGUUGCAGUGGGAUUUUUGGAUGAAACUCAAAAGAUAUUGGCCAUUGUUCUAAUGACUCUAACGGUGGGUUUCAAUGGCGGAGUUACAAUCGGAAGUGGCUUGAAUACAAUCGACUUAUCAUCGAAUCAUGCCGUUAUAUUGAUUGGAAUCAUUAACACAGUAGUGAGUUGUGUUUCUUUGGUGACACCUUUGUCCGUGGGUAUUAUCGUAACUGAUGCUACUGAUCGAUCGCAGUGGCAAAUUAUUUUUAUAAUCUCAGCUGUCAUGUUCUUUUUGGGGAACUUACAAUUCAUCUUCCUCGGAACAACAGAAACUCAAGUUUGGAACCAUGAAAACUUCUUAGCUGGAGGAACACCAAACAUAGAACAGGCCGAUGGAAUUAGUGUUCCCAAGUGCUUAAAGCCGGAUCCACUAAAUCCAAUGGAUAGUUAUAUCUGGAGAAUAGAAUAGAGCUUCUUAAAUUGGAGUUCAGGCUGUGAUGUUUGUUAUUUAUAUUUUUAGGUUAAUAAUUCUUACCCAUUGAUGUUAUUUAAAUAUUAUAGGAGUAAAACCUUUUUACAAAAACA
This is a messenger RNA of Eupeodes corollae, 2122 nucleotides long. RefSeq names its product putative inorganic phosphate cotransporter. The transcript has 4 exons. The record is from RefSeq and is a predicted model, not a curated record. Gene Ontology annotation, cellular component: plasma membrane. Gene Ontology annotation, molecular function: transmembrane transporter activity. Gene Ontology annotation, biological process: monoatomic anion transport; transmembrane transport. The coding region runs from base 534 to 2006 and encodes 490 amino acids. Lineage: Eukaryota; Metazoa; Arthropoda; Insecta; Diptera; Syrphidae.